UCGACUGGCAAACAAAAUCAUUCAUUUUCAUAUCAGAUUUUUACAGAGAAAUUAAUUAGUAGCGCUUGUUUAUUUUCGCCUGGGGUGAUUCGCAUGACACCUGUUACUAGGUUUGCUGUGGAUUAAGUGAGUUUUGUGUGCAAGUCAGGAAGGUUUUUGUGCUCUAGUUCUUCCAUGUGCCCAGCAAUCGAAAGGACGCCUGUUCAGAAUCAUCAGAAACGCCGUUGAUUCCCAAGCUCCGUAUAAGACUUGUGUACAUUGAUUUGCGUCCUUUGGAGAUGAAGCUGCUUUUGUGCGCCAACUAUGCACUAGAUCAAAGAACUCUUACAAAGAACUUUAGAAGACUUACUGUUGUGAUUUCAUGAGAAGCAGAUAUAAUUUAAAAAAAAAAACUUAAAGAACAGCAAAAAGUGACUUCUUAAGUAGCACAAGUUCAGAUAAAAGGAUUAAACCUAUAUCUCACGAUGAUAUAACGAAGUAUCGAUAAUGAAUGACGUCAUACCUUUAUGCGAACCAUGUUCAAACGAUAUUUUAAGAAUGGAAUUUGAAUUUUGUUUGAGAAAGAGGUUAGAUGAAUAUUUGUGGGUCAAAGAUGUCCUCGUUGGAAGCCACGCCGUCGAAGAAGAAGCAGUGCAAUGUGAUAACCGUCAGCGAACCAAGAUUGAGGUCAUUUACAGACGUCGGUGACGUCAUCGAUACUGCCCGAUUGUCUUGUUCUGAAAAGGAUCAUUGCGCAAAGAUACUGACGGACCUCAACGAGGAGACGGCGCGCUACUGCAUCCUCGCCUCCCUGCUGGGCACGCGCACCGACUGCGACCUCCUUCGCCGGAAGUUGAAGAUGGCGCGUUUACGUAUGUGGGACCACGCGAAACAAGCUCAAAUUAAACUUAUUCCCGUAUUGAAAAGGUCUCGGUCCGGGCUAAACGAGGACCUUGAGAGGAUGUACCGAGCCUUCUCUGCGUGUCUCGAGUACCUUGAAGAGCAGUACUUUACCACUUUACUCGUGCAGGCGGAGUUCACCAUCCAGUCAGAGCUAGAUGUUCUGAUACACGCCGGGAUGUCAGAGAACCCGUUAUCAAAGAAACAGCACGACAAACUCGUGGUGGACCGACUCCCUGGCACAGACAUCCUCUCAGUGAAAAGUUUCGGUAGCGGCGACGUCCUCUCCACCGGCGUAGAUGAAAACUUGCAGAGGGAGAUAGACGACCUGCGGGAGCUGAUAUACUCGAUGAACCAGAGUAUCGCCAUCCAGUCCUGGGAAAUAGACCCGGAGAUUGAGACGGAAAAGUUCACCAUUACUGUCGAUAAUGGGGAGUCUUUUGCAGAAAGUACAACUAAUACAGAACAACUAUCUGAGGAUAACGAGGGCAGGAAGAUUCGGUGUGUCUCCAUAGUGAUAGUGAUUAUUAUGGUUGUGAUUGUUGGGGGCAUUGUGGGAAUACUGAUGGGUGUGCUCGAUUGAAAACAUUUAUAGAAACAUCCAACCAAUCAGAAGUCGACUUAAGUACAGACCGUUGCAAAUAGAAACUGUGAAUAUCACACGGAUUAUUAAAAUGCCGGUGUGACAGUGAACGAACAUACUGAGACACAACUCUGUGCGAGAAAUGGUGAGCUCAAAUAUGCAAGUGUCGGGCAUUUUCUUUGCUUAACCAACGAAAUAGGAUGGUUAUGACCUGUUGCUUGUUCUUGAGAAUUUUCCUUCAGACAUCAUCAGACGCGAACCAAGUCUGUCAUGUAAGAGAUAGCCCUUGGAGGAAAUUGAAUAUUUUAUGCAAUUUCAUAACAACUAUUGCAUGCAAAUAUGUCAUAGACAUACCGAAAGAGUGAAAUGAAGAGGUGUUUCUUUUACUAUAUAUUGCCUCAAUGCAAACUGAAUGGGUUUGAAUACGAAACACAUUUUCUAAAACAUAUAUUUUAAUAUACAUGUUUCGCUGGGUACAAUAUUAAACAAUCACACUGUAUGUAUCCUUUCAAAUAUGUUUUUAUUUGUGUUUAACGAUAUGCCAAAGUGAGAUUGAAAUUGAAAUUGUGUGAAAAAAACAAGCUUAUUGUUUUCAACUAUUAUUAAUUAUCUUACAAAAUUUCACCAAUACAUUCCGAAUGAUAAGCACACAUUGUUGGGUUGUUUAUUUAUAGCAAUUUCAGUUUUGUUCGGUUGUUUGUGCAAAAAGUAAGUUUUCAACGCAAAAAGCCUGGUUCUUAUUGCAGAGUGUACUUCAGAGUUUAAAAUUGUGUUGAAAUAUAGUACAGGGUUAUGCUACGUUUACACUAAGUUCCCGGUGGCCACGGCAGCCCCGUUUGCCCGAAACGUAUUGCGCAGUGUGAUUUUGGCCAUUUUUGUCUCCAUAAACAAGUUUUGUUAGGUUGUGCUAAGUUUCCUCACGUUUUGUCAAGGUAACCGUGACAAGCCUUAGGGGCGAAAAAGUGGUUCGUCCAUGGCCCACUAAGGUCCUGGCGCGGUCUACCAAGGAUGCAUGUACGUUGCGUCCCGGUCCGAUACGUUCUGAUGGGAUCCCUCACGUUGUUCACGUCUUCAUCCAGGUCUGAUGCGUUUCCCACGUUUUGUCAAGGCUUCCUAUGCAUCGAACGCGAACACCGCAGAAGUUUGGGUUACGUUUGUGUCCACGGUAUAAAUAAAAUCCCCCGAACAACAGCAAUCACUGUAUCACUGUAUCAGAAUACUUCUACAAGUAAACAUGAAUUCACAAGAUGAAGAAGAUUUUGUGUUUUCACCGCAAAUGAAACGUAACGAAACGGCUAUCGUUAACCCUAGCUUGCCGUGAAAACCGUGACAAAACGAAGCACAACGUGACAAAACUGGAAAGGAACUUCAGAUGCCGGGGAUUACAUAUGAUUCCCGCCCCCCUACGGACGAUUUUUAAGUUGUGUAACGGACUAUUACGUACUGUCACGUACUGUCACGUACUGUCACGUGUCAUUACGUUUACCCCGUUUUACUACGACCUAAUACGUGUAUCAUCCUCACCGUGGCUGCCGUGGCAAAUUUUUUGACAGUUUAAAAUUCUGGCCCGGCAUGCCCGGCAAUAACGGUCUGUCACGUUUGCAUAUCUCGUUCUCCCGCGCCGUCUCACG
Molecule: messenger RNA, 3093 nt
Organism: Mya arenaria
Lineage: Eukaryota; Metazoa; Mollusca; Bivalvia; Myida; Myidae
Exons: 8
Coding region: 572-1462 (296 amino acids)
Biological process (GO): G protein-coupled receptor signaling pathway
Cellular component (GO): neuron projection
Source: RefSeq, a predicted model, not a curated record